AUGGCGCCAAACCUUCAACCUCUUCCUCAGCGUCCACGUCUCCAAGACCAUAGACCGUGGUCCGGACUCUCUAACAUUUCGAAACGAUCCUUUAGAUCUUGCGCAACUUCUGCUUUCGAGGCCGACGACGAGCGAUCCUCUAGCGACGGCGAUAUGAGCCCUCGCAAUAGCCAAGCGGACGUGCGACGGCCAACCGUACCGCGUCACUCUGGCCAUGAUGCUCGCCCGACGAGUCGGAAGGAGCUUCUAGGGUGGUACGCCUAUGCAUUUGCGGCUGAGACGUACGUGAUUUGUGGAAUUGCUUCCUUUAUUCCUAUCCUUCUAGAAACUCUUGCCAGGGAGAACGGUGUGCUCCUCUCUGACCGAGAAACACCAUGCGGGUCUAGCGACAGUAAGAAAGAGGGGGAUGGACAAUGCAUUGUCUGGGUGUUUGGAGUAGAGAUCAACACUGCAAGCUUUGCCAUGUACACAUUUUCAGUGAGCGUCUUGAUUCAAGCGCUGCUCGUUGUCAGCAUCAGUUGCGCUGCUGAUCAUGGAAACUACCGCAAGAAGCUUCUUCUCAGCUUCGCCUGGAUUGGGAGCUUCGCCGUCAUGUCCUACAUCUUCAUUACAAAAGACAACUACAUUCUCGGCGCCCUCUUGACCGUCAUCUCCAACACUUCCUUUGGCGCGUCCUUUGUAUUACUGAACUCUUUUCUUCCGCUACUUGUGCGAUACCAUCCCGAUGUCAUCGAGGUCAACGUUGCUGAUACUCCAGAUCUUGACAAUUCUGAAUUCGAGUCACGCCCUUUGGAUGACUCAGUGGGCGAGCUCCAGGCGUCAAGAGUUUCAACAACCUCACCUCUGUUACAGCCUGAAGACGGCGAGAGGCUGAAACCAACAGCAAGCCAUGCGGAAAUCACUUCCAAGGAAUUGCAACUGUCAACGCGGAUCUCAGCCAUCGGAAUUGGCACCGGCUAUAUUGCCGCGCUCUUCCUGCAAUGCGUCUGUAUUGCUGUUCUCAUCGCCAUGCAUAACACCACAUGGGGCCAACGAGUCGUAUUAUUCAUGGUCGGACUUUGGUGGACCAUCUUCACUAUUCCCGCCGCCAUGCGGUUGCGGCCCCGCCCGGGGCCUCCGCUGGCUGAUGAUGGGCGCAAAGGCAUCAUGGCAGGACUUGCGUACAUAUUGUACGCAUGGAAGAGCCUAUUCAAAACCGUUCAACAGGCUAGACGCCUGCUGGACAUUGUUUUGUUCCUUGCUGGAUGGUUUCUCCUGUCUGAUGCGAUCGCAACCACGUCAUCUACCGCGAUUCUAUUCGCCAAAACCCAACUCCACAUGAAGCCGUGGGCGCUUGGUAUGAUAAAUGUCAUUUCAACUCUGGCAGGGGUAUUCGGCGCCUUCGGAUGGUCGUGGAUCUCACGGCUCUUUAACCUCCAGGCCCAUCAAACCAUUCUUGUCUGCAUUGCCUUGUUUGAGUUGAUACCCCUUUACGGUUUGCUGGGUUACCUUCCCUUUGUUAAAGAAUGGGGUGUAUUUGGCCUCCAACAACCCUGGGAGAUGUAUCCACUGGCGGCUGCAUAUGGAGUUGUGCUCGGAGGUUUGAGUGGUUACUGCCGCUCUCUGUACGGCGAGCUUAUUCCACCCGGAUCCGAGGCAGCGUUCUACGCCUUGUACGCUAUAACGGACAAGGGAUCCAGCGUCUUUGGCCCGACGAUCGUCGGUGCUAUCAUUGAUAGAACUGGCACGAUUCGCCCGGCUUUCUGGUUUUUGGCAGCAUUGGUUGGUUUUCCUGCGCCAUUGAUCUGGUUCAUCAACGUAGAGCGAGGUAGAAGAGAAGGCAUGAAGCUCGCCGAGUCAAUGGCAGUAUCUCCUGUGGAGGAAGCAGACGAUGAUGAACAUGAACAUGAGCGUCGUGGAAUGCUGGCAGACUAUCAGAGAGAGCAGGAAGAUGGUAUUGUCGAUGAACACGCAAGACCCUAG
Fusarium mangiferae is the source of this 1962-nucleotide messenger RNA. RefSeq lists its product as uncharacterized. Lineage: Eukaryota; Fungi; Ascomycota; Sordariomycetes; Hypocreales; Nectriaceae. Gene Ontology annotation, biological process: amino acid transmembrane export from vacuole. The record is from RefSeq and is a predicted model, not a curated record. The coding region runs from base 1 to 1962 and encodes 653 amino acids. The transcript has 2 exons.